AUGAGCGUUCUUUUGCAGGAUAUACUGCGGGCAUCCACCCUGUCCGAAUCACUCAACAAAGAGAGAAAGCAGGAUAACUCUGUACAGCGAGAUUCCAACGAGGACUCUGACGAUGAACUCGUUAAUGUGGUUUCUUUACCUGGAACACCGUCUCGGACGCGGCCAUCGUCACCUACUCGUCUUGGCGCAUCGACUCGCCGGCCACCAGGCCCACUACUUAUCGGAUCACGCAAGGAUCCUCUCAAAGUCUUUCCUACGGAAAUUUCACAAAAGAUAUUCGCUCGAUUAACACUACCAGAAUUGGCAAAGUGUGCACUGGUAUCAAAGAAAUGGUGUCGCAGUCAGACUAUAAACUAUGUGUGGUUCCAGCAUUAUAGAAAGGAGAAUUUUCACGACGAGAGUCUGCCACCGGGCAAGUGGACGAAGCGAGAGUCAAAGCAGAACUGGCGCAUAACGCACUCACAGUCAAUGCGUUCCAAGUCGUCGAAUGGAUACAGUGGCUCGGGGCACUCUACGCCGUCUCUGUCGGGACAUCAGACGCCACGGGAAUUGAAGGAGGAGAAGUGGCGGUUAGAGGCUGAAGCAUCUGCCCGCCCAGGAAAGGUCGAAAUGAGAGGAAUGUACAAGGAACUUGGGGGUCGCAAAUCAAGAGGAAAGACCAAGCUAGGCAGUUCUGGUAUACGAGACAAGGGUGGCUGGAAUGAAGGCGAAGACUGGUAA
Messenger RNA from Guyanagaster necrorhizus, 720 nucleotides. RefSeq lists its product as uncharacterized. Gene Ontology annotation, molecular function: protein binding. The coding region runs from base 1 to 720 and encodes 239 amino acids. The record is from RefSeq and is a predicted model, not a curated record. NCBI's taxonomy places the organism in Eukaryota, Fungi, Basidiomycota, Agaricomycetes, Agaricales, Physalacriaceae. The transcript has 4 exons.